AUGCGAAAUCUCAGUAUCAGAGGCCGUAAGGGUCGCAGCGACUCGGAUGGUCCGAAGCAUCACUUCGCCAUUUCCACGCUUCGCGGUUUACAGCAGCCAGAAUCGUCGAAGAAACUAUAUAAGCUGAUCAAGUCUGAGAACCAUGCAAUUAGCGCUUACGAAACUGCAGGACGUGAGAGUUUGUCUAUUGCGUCUCAAUUGUCAGAAUGGGGAGAAGACACCGGUGAUGAUGCUGUUUCUGAGAUUAGUGACAAGCUGGGAGUCUUACUUGCGGAGAUCGCUGAGCAGGAAGACCAGUUCGCAUCAAGCUUAGAGGAAUCUCGAAGCAUCUUGAAACAAAUUAGAAAUACAGAAAGCAGCAUUCAGCCAAGCAGAGAUCAAAAGGUCAAGAUCUCUGACGAGCUUCAAAAGCUGAAGUACAAGGAGCCAACCAGCACAAAGAUUCCAGCACUCGAACAAGAACUUGUGCGAGCUGAAGCUCAAUCACUUGUUGCGGAGGCUCAACUUACAAACGUAACCCGCAGAAAAUUUAAAGAGGCGUACGCUCUCCAUGCGGCUGCAGUGCUCGAGCGCGCCGAGAAACAGGCUAUUUUAGCUCGUCAGGCACAGAAACUGCUUCUCUUGCUCGACGAUACUCCGAUUGUCCCAGGCGAAAGUCAUGAGCCUUUUUCAAAAAAUGAGGAAGCUAGGCAGAUUCUCAGUGACGCGGAGGACGAGUUGAAAGCUUGGCAGCCGAGUUGGGAUCUGCCAAAACAGACAGCAACGGGCCAAGACGACAUGGCAGUACCGCAAGGCGUUGCAACUGGUAGCAUUAUGGAUGAGAACUCGUCCGGUGAACACCAGACUGAUGGAAGUACUGCAGAUGCCACGUUCAACGCUCCGGGCACAUCACAUGCACAUACAUGA
Messenger RNA from Verruconis gallopava, 906 nucleotides. RefSeq lists its product as uncharacterized. Gene Ontology annotation, molecular function: lipid binding. The transcript has 2 exons. Bases 1 to 906 code for a protein of 301 amino acids. Lineage: Eukaryota; Fungi; Ascomycota; Dothideomycetes; Venturiales; Sympoventuriaceae. Gene Ontology annotation, cellular component: eisosome filament; plasma membrane. Gene Ontology annotation, biological process: eisosome assembly; endocytosis; negative regulation of protein kinase activity. The record is from RefSeq and is a predicted model, not a curated record.